CUCCAAGGCAAUGAGGACGCGCGGGGGCAGCUGCGUGUAGGAAGCCAUGGGGGAAGGAGGCGUUUCCGGCGAAGAGCUGGACUUCGAAGGCGUGGAGCUAGAGCUGACUCAAGAGAAGCAGAUGAAAGAAAUGUUAGAACUCUCCAUAUUUGAAAUGAACAAUACAGUAGCAGAACUAGAGAAAAGACUUAACAGAAUUGAUGAUGAAGACAAUGAAUGGAAAACCAGAUAUCAAACCCAAAUAGAAUUGAACAAACAGCUAGAAAGACAAAUUGGAUUCCUCCAAGGAAAGAUGGAGCAUCUUAGUGGCAACCCAACAGACAAAUUGGCUUCUGUUCAUUUGUUCGAUCAAAUGCAUACGGAUUCUUUAAAUCAGUUUCUUAAAAAACUGGAAAAGGAGAAGAAGAGUCUCCAGAACCAGCUGAAGGAGUAUGAACUUAGACUGGAACAAGAGGCAAAGGCUUACCAUAAAGCCAAUGAUGAACGCCGUGCAUACUUAGCAAUGAUUUCACAAAUAUCAGGAUCACUAAAACCAUUAGAGAAGCAGAAAAUUGAUGCAGUUGAAAUGAAGAGGGAAAACCAAGUUCUGAGGAGACGGUGUAAUAUUCCAAGAAAUCAAAGAAUACUGGACCCAAAGAAGGGACCAAUUAAAAAAACAGCAGGAGUGAAGCAUCUUCCAAAACUGAAACUCUGAUUUCUUAUUUUAGAAUUUCUGCUUUUAUGAUUUAUUUUCCCACUUGCAAUUACAGUAAACACAAAAUGUUAUUUUAAAAUAGUAUUUUAAAGCAAGGUUCCUCAACCCAACCAUAGAAGUUACUGGGUAUGAUUUGCUAGUAGGAGUAUGUUUAUAUAUCUCUUAGAUGCACAAUAUAUUUAUCACUACUGAAAAGAUAUUGCUACCAGAAAUCUCUUUUGGAAAAAUUAUUUGCUUGUUCUUCACUUGCAGAGGUGGUUUCAGGCAAGAGUGACUUAGAAGCAACAACUGUUGCUAUUAUGCUUUCAGUUAUGAAUUAGUGGCUACUUCUGGCAUCUUUUCUCCUUUUUCCUAAAGUGUAGGGCCCAUAUAUGAAGAAAGAGUGAAAUAUCCCCCAACCCUUGCAGUAGUGGCUGCCACAGUUGGCUGUUCCCACAGAUAAGAUGUCCCAUAAGAAGCCAGAUUAUUUCAACAAAGGUAGAGUUUUUUUGCCUGACUUUGGAAGACAGGCAAAUACAGAUGAAGAUCAGAGUCUUUUUUCCCUUAAAUCUAAAUAAUGUAAGGAAGUAUGUUUUAUUUAUCUCUCAUGUUUUUCAA
This is a messenger RNA of Candoia aspera, 1291 nucleotides long. RefSeq names its product coiled-coil domain containing 169 (gene CCDC169). The record is from RefSeq and is a predicted model, not a curated record. The transcript has 9 exons. Bases 47 to 694 code for a protein of 215 amino acids. Lineage: Eukaryota; Metazoa; Chordata; Lepidosauria; Squamata; Candoiidae.